AAUGAAGAAAAAAAAAAGUUGAGAGUAGAGAUUUCAUUUCAGUAGUCGCCAUUUUGCAGAGCUCCGCGUAUUGAACGUCAAGUCAAGUCAAUAGCCAGUUUUUCUCGGGACAGAUCUAUUUUUUCUUCUCUCACUUUUGGUAAAGUGGCCAGAAAGAGUAAAACUGUGUAUGGGAUUGUGUGUGCAAAGUGAACCGUCGAUAGCAAAGGACGAGGAAACAAAAAAAGAGAAAAAUAAUAAAUAAAUCUGCACCUUUUCGUUUCGUUAUCGACAAUGUUUAGCAAUUUUUCGACCAAAAUAAACAAAUUGUGAGCUAUUUAAAUUGUCAAAUUAAUCGGCUGAUAAACAACAAUCAACAUACAGCUAAUAUUCGAUUACCACCAAGCAACACGAAAUACGGGAGCCAAGCUGUCAAAUUAUUGAAAAACAAAAAAAAAACGAAAGAAAAGUGAAAUUGCAAGACUUGAAUUCACUUGUUCGGAAUUCUUAUUUGAAUUCCAAUUUGAAAAAGAAAUUCGAAGGAGACUUCAACAAUUCACAGUCAAAUUGAAUUACCACCACAAAUAAAAACGUGAACAUAUAAAGUGAUUGAAAUUCAAGCAAAAAUCAUUGAACGAAAAUCCAAAAAAAACAAGAUUUAAUUGAUUUAUCGAUAAUAUUUAUCGCCACUUAGAUUACUGUUUACUUGUUUGUGAAUUUUGACAGCAGAAAAGAAAAUUAUAUCCAGUUUUAGUCGUCAUUUAAUUUUUAUUGCUUAUUAACUUUGAUUUUUCAUAAAUAUCAUCAUCAUAACCAUCAAUCAAUAAACUAUGCAAAUAUAAAGAUUUGACUAGUCGAUUGGAUCGCCGUAAAAAAAAGAAAAAAAAUUCAGUGAACAAAUUAUUUGGAUUAGUGUGUAUGUGCGCGCGUGAAUACAAACAAAAUCAUCUACAUAAUCGGAAGUUCAAUUCGAAAAGUUUCCGCGAUACAGACACGUAGAUAAAGAAAAAUCGAUUUAUUUACUAAAAUAAAAGGUGAUUCGAAAGAGAGAUAGAAAACAAGCCCAUUUAAACUAAGCUAGACUCGAAAAAGGAUAAAAAAAAUUAAUAAAAAUGGGUAACAACGCAACAUCGGCCAAUAAAAAGGUGGACGCCGCCGAAAGCGUCAAAGAGUUUCUCGAACAGGCCAAAGAAGAAUUCGAGGAUAAAUGGAAGCGAAAUCCAACUAAUACAGCCAGUCUGGAUGAUUUUGAGCGAAUCAAAACGCUGGGCACCGGUUCGUUUGGUCGUGUCAUGAUUGUGCAACAUAAGCCGAGCAGCAGUUUUUAUGCGAUGAAAAUUUUGGAUAAACAAAAAGUAGUAAAAUUGAAGCAGGUCGAGCACACAUUAAAUGAGAAACGAAUUCUUCAAGCCAUUUCGUUUCCAUUUUUAGUCAGCCUGAAAUAUCAUUUCAAAGACAAUUCAAACUUGUACAUGGUGCUGGAGUACGUACCCGGUGGCGAAAUGUUCUCACAUUUGCGCAAAGUUGGCCGAUUCUCUGAGCCACAUUCACGUUUCUAUGCCGCACAAAUUGUUCUUGCAUUUGAGUAUUUGCACUAUUUAGAUCUUAUCUAUCGUGAUUUAAAGCCAGAAAAUCUAUUGAUCGAUUCGCAAGGAUAUUUGAAAGUAACUGAUUUUGGUUUUGCAAAACGUGUCAAAGGACGUACAUGGACAUUGUGCGGUACACCUGAAUAUUUGGCGCCCGAAAUUAUUCUCAGCAAAGGAUAUAAUAAAGCUGUUGAUUGGUGGGCACUUGGUGUACUUGUUUAUGAAAUGGCCGCCGGCUAUCCACCAUUCUUUGCCGAUCAACCGAUUCAAAUUUAUGAGAAAAUUGUAUCCGGCAAAGUACGAUUCCCAUCGCAUUUCGGUUCCGAUCUCAAAGAUCUGCUACGAAAUCUAUUGCAAGUCGAUCUAACAAAACGUUAUGGAAAUUUAAAAGCUGGCGUUAACGACAUCAAAAAUCACAAAUGGUUCGGUUCAACCGAUUGGAUAGCCGUAUUCCAAAAGAAAAUCGAAGCGCCGUUCAUACCGAGAUGCAAGGGCGCUGGAGAUACUAGCAAUUUCGAUGAUUAUGAAGAAGAAACCCUUAGAAUUUCAAGUACUGAAAAAUGCGCCAAGGAAUUUGCCGAAUUUUAGACUCUUAUCAUUGGAAUAUAUUUAAUAAAAAUAAUUAAAAAACAAAAAAAAAAACAAAAACAAGAAAUACAUUUAAAUAUAACUGAUAAAUGAUUUUGUGUUUAAUAAACCAA
Molecule: messenger RNA, 2266 nt
Organism: Contarinia nasturtii (swede midge)
Lineage: Eukaryota; Metazoa; Arthropoda; Insecta; Diptera; Cecidomyiidae
Gene: Pka-C1
Product: cAMP-dependent protein kinase catalytic subunit 1
Exons: 1
Coding region: 1092-2153 (353 amino acids)
Biological process (GO): peptidyl-serine phosphorylation
Cellular component (GO): cAMP-dependent protein kinase complex; nucleus
Molecular function (GO): ATP binding; cAMP-dependent protein kinase activity
Source: RefSeq, a predicted model, not a curated record